Tuber aestivum (summer truffle) is the source of this 1889-nucleotide messenger RNA. The record is from the annotation of a GenBank genome assembly. Lineage: Eukaryota; Fungi; Ascomycota; Pezizomycetes; Pezizales; Tuberaceae.
AUGACCUCGUCACCAAGUUGUGCUGUGUUUCCCCGCCCUCCUAUCUCGUCCAUGGAGGCCAAUCUCUACUACUAUGGCCUAUACUCAAGGCCAAUUCUGGUUGCUCGUACCAGCGCAACUCUCUGGAAGCCCCCUGUCUGUCCCCCAGGGUACCCCUCUGCCAAAUGGCUUCGCACGGUCGGCAAUCACCCUCUUGGGAAAAUCUGGGAGGGUAGUCUUGCGCCACAGAUCCAUAAAACCCUGGAGUCUCAGGGGGUGAAGUGGACAAGUACGGAUGUGGCCCGGAUUGGAUUGGUUGGAGAAUUUCUCCCCCCGGUAAUCAUCUGGAUUGGUGUACAGCCUGGCACUCUUUCAAGAGAAGAUGGCCAUGCUGUUGCUAUUCAGUGCAAGGGUCUUCUCUUGGAACACCAGAUCCUCGAUGUUGAAGUGGAGAUCCGUGAGUCUGUUGUAACUCAAUAUUCGAGCCCGAAGCUUUUGAAGCCGGCCAGACCAUGCGACCCAACUGCGGAUCUCUGGGAGCCUCUUACUUCCACUCUGGGCCUUUCGAUCUGUGCUACCCGUACCCUCUGGGCUGAGGGAACUGGGGGUUUUUAUCUAACAGACAGUAACUCGCAGCUUUAUCUAGUAACUGCACGUCAUGUCGUCCUCCCGUUUGACACAGACAACAAGGUACAUGAGCACAAGGUCUCUAGCCAGCGCUUGAAUCAAAUUGCCCUCUUCGGCCCUUCCGGUUUCGGGGAUUAUCUCAAACGUAUCACAAUUGCCAUCAGUGACAAGGAAUAUGACGCUGGGUACCAGAAGAGAGUUCUCCAGAAGGUUUUUGAAAGAGUUGCACAAGGGGAAAUAAACUCUGCAGAGGCUAUAAAGCAACGGGCAUAUCAGGAGAAUACUCUAAAGAGGGCCGAGGAUGCAAUUGUGGCCCUUCGAAAACUCCACAAGGAGGUUGCUAAGAGCUGGAGCAAUCUUGAGAACCGCAUUAUUGGACAACUCCUCUUCUCUCCAGUUUUAAAAUAUGGAGCCGGUGAAGAGAAGUGUACCCAGGACUUUGCUCUCAUCGAGGUUGACCAAUCAAAGAUCGAUAUUGGCAGCUUCAACGGUAAUGUGAUUGAUCUGGGUACUAAGAUGGGACCUGGCGAAUUCACACGCAUGAUGUUUCCACAUCCCGAGAAUAGCCACUCCCUUACAUAUCCAACCAACCGCCUCUUCCAGAUCCAAGGUACAAUCCCUGACAAUGAGAUGCGUUUGCCUGCGGUGUACGAUCAGAAUCAUGAAUCAUGUCUUAUCGUCCUAAAGCGCGGGCAUACUACCGGUCUUACUUUCGGUCGUGCAAACCCUAUAUCAUCUUAUGUACGUUACUAUGAUGAGAAGGGCAAGGCAGUAACCUCGAUGGAAUGGCCAAUUUUCAACUAUGAUGACCAAAGUGGCCCCUUCUCUCAGAGGGGAGACUCUGGUGCAGCCAUUGUUGACUCCCAGGGACGUCUAGGAGGUCUCCUUACUGGGGGUGCUGGUCCCUGCGAUCGAUGCGAUGUUACCUAUGCCACACCAAUCUCUUUCAUCCUCAAAACCCUCCGGUCCAACAACUACAAUCUAACCCUUCAUACAACAACCACUGACCGGGCCCCCUCCUCCUAAAUCGUCAUAGGCAAUAACAGGUCAGAAUUCACUUCAGUUUUGUUUUUGUUUUAUGUUGGCAUCUGGCCUGUGGACAGAGACCAAAUCUAACCAGUUUAGUUAGGGUGCUGUGCGCAAUUUUAGUUUCCUCUUCUAUUGGGACUGGGAGGUUAGUAUUCUGGAUGCUAGUGCUAGUCUUUUGCUGAUAUUCUUUGCUAUCUUCUCAUUUUUAUCGAAUUUCCUAUUUAUUCCAGACCCGCUUCCACAUUCACACCUAG